Messenger RNA from Pyrenophora tritici-repentis Pt-1C-BFP, 177 nucleotides. Lineage: Eukaryota; Fungi; Ascomycota; Dothideomycetes; Pleosporales; Pleosporaceae. The record is from RefSeq and is a predicted model, not a curated record.
AUGCAUGAGCAUGCGAUUUCGCUUGACUUGAGCGACGACUUGGGCGCGUGCUCACCUGCAUGGCUGUUGUUUGACCUCAGCUACACUGUAAAGCACUUCAGUGAUGACUCUCGAAGUCGGUAUGAUUCUUGGAUCCUGCCAAUGAAUCGGCGGAUGGCUAUCAUGAUGACUCCUUGA